AUGGCAAGUUAGUAAUUAGAUGAUAUAAGCAUUGAUGCAAGUUCGCUAGAUAAUACCCAUUUUCAUAUGAAUUAAAUACACAUAUACGAUAAGAUUGAAGAGGAAUUCAAAUAGUUAAACCAUAAAAAAGGUUAAUCUAUUGAUUUUGAGUAGGAAGCAGAUAAUAAUUAAUAAUUUAAAAUCAUUAAUGAUAGCGUUUCAGCUGAUUUAAUAGCAAAUGCUAACGUUAAUACUCCUACUUAGGAAGGAGAUAAUACUCCUAUCGAAAUCAAUUAAAACACAUCUAUUGUAAAAAAUGAAUAGUUAAGCAUGAUGAUACAAGACUCAUCAAAUAGUUAAAAUACUAGUUUAAUCGUUAGCUAAUUAAAACCUUUACAAAAUAAGGUUUAAUCCUCUAAGAAAAUAAAUCUAGAUUAAUUUAAGAUAGCUAUUUAAGGUAUGAAUAAUUAACAAGUUUAAAGCCCAUGUAAUAGACCAGCCUUUGGAACAAGGCUUUUCGAUGAGGGACCAGAAAACACUAUAGAAAUAAAAUCUGAAAUUGUUGUUCAAAAAGAGAAAGUUCCUGUUAAAUUGAUGAAAGCAAUAAACUUAUUAGUAAAUGUUAAGCAUUUUUAUAGGUAAUUAACAAAGAAUUUAAGAAUAUUUGAGAAAAUCACAUAAAGACAACACUAAUUAAUAGGAGACGUUACUGCCCGAUUUAAGAAAUAUCAUGCCAAAUCAAAAUAAACAAGCAAGUUCACAAUUGCAUUUGGUGAGUUCUAAAUCUGGUUUUAAAAAUUUUUAUCUUUCUUUAAAUGGGUAAUUAGAAAAAUAUAGUUAUUUUAGCCUAAUCAUUUGUUUAAGAGAGUUUGGGAUACAAUAAUUGCCGUCUCUAUUAUUUACUUCAUAUAUGUUAUCAGUUUGGUAGUUUUCUUUGAGUUAGACACAAAUGACUAUAGGACGACAUUCACUAUCGGUUAUAUUUAAUUUAUCUUUGAUAUUAUUUUCACAUUUAAUACUGCGAUUAUAGAGAAAGGCAAUGUAAAUCAAAAUAGGGUAUCUGUUGCCAUUAAAUAUAUCAAAGGAAAUUUAGUGUGGGAUAUUCUUGGGUUAAUUCCUUUUAUGAUUAAUUAUUUUAAAAUUGAUAUAACUAAUCCUAUAACAUACAAGAUAGCGUUUGGUUUUAUGGCUUUUAAAAUAUUUUAACUUACAAAUAUUUUGGAUGCUCUUAGCUUUUUCUUGAGCUUUUAGAAAAAUAAGAAAAACCUUGUUGAUUUGUUUAAAGUUAUCUUUUUGAUUGUUAGUGUUUGUCAUUUUUUUUCGAUUUUGUGGCACGGACUAGCUCUUUAUGAAAUCAAAAUAUUAAAGAGAAACGAUACAUGGAUUGAUAAUGAAAAUUUGAACGAUGCUGAAAUUCAUAUUAGGUAUAUUUAUUCAUUUUACUUUCUAGCUGUCACAAUGCAAACAGUUGGAUAUGGUGAUAUCACUCCUAAAAAUCCUAUCGAAAUUAUGUUUACAAUUAUAACAAUGUUUUGCACUGGAAUGAUAUGGGCUUAUUCUCUUAAUUCUAUUGGUUGCAUCAUCGAUAAUAUAAAUAAAACAAAUCUAGAAUAUAAAAAUGACAUGCAGAUGAUACAUUGCUAUAUGAUUGAAGAAUAAGUUGAUUCUAAAGUUAGAGUUAAAGUUAGCAAUUAUAUCGAAUAUUUACACAAAGAAUCAAACCAAACGAAAAAGCAAAAUGAAAAACUGAUAAUUUAGAAACUUUCAAAAUAAUUGUAAGAAGAUCUUGCGAGAGAGGUGUAGGGUAAAUUCUUGAAGGAUAUUCCAGUUAUAAGAGAUUUUGUUUCUGAAGCUACACAACUUAAGCUAAUUUAAUACAUGGAAGAAAUAUUAUUUUCUCCUAAUGAAAUUAUCUUUAAAUAGUAGGAGCUAGACGAUGGAGCAGUUUACUACAUAGUUAAAGGCUCAGUUUAACUACUUUAUGAGAGUAGGACGGGAGAUGAGAAGGAAUAUGUUUUUUAAGAAUUGCAUAAGAAAUAGUAUUUCGGAGAGAUUUCUUUCAUAACGGGAUAAGUUAGAGGCGCUACAGCAAAAGCUUGCGAUUUUUGCAGACUUUAUAAAAUAAAAAGACAGCACUUUUUGGAGAUGAUAAGACAUAAUAAUAAUGACUAUGAGAAUUUCUAAAUGGUGAAAGAAGCGGUAACAUUGAAAAACAAUCUUAAGUUCGCCUCGAUUAGAUGCUAUCAAUGCAAUUAGGGAGAUCAUCUAUCUAACAAAUGCCCUAAAACGCAGUUAACUUUAACCAAAUAAAUUAUCUUCUUAAAGCACAAUUAUUCAGUAUCUUCUCUAACAAGAUCAGAACAUAAGCGAAGGAAAAAAGAUAUUCAAUACAGAACUCUAUUAAAACUAAAUAUGAUAUAAGAAAUAAUGUAUAAUUUUAUGAAUAAUCCAGACCACCAAUAAGACUUGCUGAAGCUAGAAUAAGAAUUUUUUAGAGUAGAAGAUGAGCUCAUAAAUGAUGAGAUUUCAAGCUCUGAAAGUUCUUCAUCAGAAACAGAAACUCAAAAAACAUCUAAAUCCUAAUUAUCAAUUAUUUCAACGGCAAAAGAAAACAGCGACUUAGAUUCGUUUGGAGGAUAGUAGUAGCAGCAACUCUCAGUAAAUAAAAUAAAUAGAAGAAAGAGUUCUAUAUUUGUUGGUUCAAACUCUAGAGGUAGUGUUAUUUAUGAUAACAAAGGUUAACAAAUUAACACAAAAUAGCAAAAUCUUAAUCCUAUCCCUGAGCAUGAUCAAGAACACUAAAAAAAGACACAAUAAAAUUUACAGCCUCUAAGCACGUAUAAUUUGAUUGCUUUAGAACCAAACAUACUUGUACUUGAGUCUUCAAAUCCCCUCCCUCCAAAACAUACAAGAAAAAACUAAGUCAAUAAAGAUGACUUAUAAUAAUUCUAACAUUAGGUUUAAUUUGUCACACAAAAUACGGAUGAUCACCAUUUAAGCGCUGAUCAAAAGGAUAUAAAUAUAAAGAGAGGAAGUGUAUUAGCUCAAUCGAUAAGCUUAAAUGAUAAACAGCUAUAAUAAUUAAUUUCCAUGGGUAGAAAAGAAAAACGAAAUCAUUCUUAAAAAAUACAUUCGAAAGAAAAAAAAGAAAAAGAGACUCAAAUUAAACAUAGGAAGGCAUUGCAAAGAAGAAAUGAUCCAAGAAAAUCAAUGUCUGCAAAUGCACAAAAUGGUUUAUUGCAAAUUCCUAGCUCGUUAAAUCCAAUUGUAAACCAUGCAAAUGCAAAUCCUUAUUAAGCAAGCAAUUUAGCAAACAGUUACACCCUAGGUUCAAAUCUGAUUUAAAAUAACUUUCACAAAUAAUUUACUACACAAACUACAAACGGUUAAGAAAAAUCUUUUCAUUACUUGACCAUUGAAGACUUAAAUAAGAAGUUUGAUAAGCUUUACAAUUUUAAAAUAUACUAUCCUCAUAAUAACUCAACAGAAGUUAUACCUAAAUAUAGUGCAAUUAUAUAGAAAAACAUAGAUAAAUUAGUUUCAAGGCAAUUUUUUAAGUUAUAAAUACUAAAAAAAAACCCUAAAAAAAUUGGUAUAUCUAAAAACAAUAUACAAUUUCCUAAGGAGUUUUCUUAAAAUCAAAUUAGUGUUCCUCAAACUAGAAAUAAUAACAAAAAACUAACGUUUUAGCCUUAAAUUUAAAGUAAAAUGAAGCCAUAGACAGAUAAACCAGAAAAGUGUAACUUUUCUAUGAAGAAUCUAAACUUAGUCAAAACAUAGGAAAUUAUUUGA
This is a messenger RNA of Tetrahymena thermophila SB210, 3771 nucleotides long. Its product is annotated as cation channel family protein. The record is from RefSeq and is a predicted model, not a curated record. Gene Ontology annotation, cellular component: membrane. Gene Ontology annotation, molecular function: monoatomic ion channel activity; nucleic acid binding; zinc ion binding. The transcript has 3 exons. Gene Ontology annotation, biological process: monoatomic ion transport; transmembrane transport. NCBI's taxonomy places the organism in Eukaryota, Ciliophora, Oligohymenophorea, Hymenostomatida, Tetrahymenidae.